UCAGUGUUUACGUUCUUCCUUGUUUCAAAUGUAGGCAAAUUUUCAACUUUGUGAGACAUCUGCAAAAACUGGGUAAAAUGAUUAAAGCUUUGUUAAGGUUUGGAUCCUAAAGUGACAUACUACUUGAGAAGAUUUGAAGAAUCAUCCAUUGGUAAACAGGUGUUGAAACGAACAGCUAAGGAUGCGCUUUAAAACUAUCAUUUUGGUAAUUACUGUCUUGUUCAGUCGUACUUUAGCAUUCCCUAAUUUGGCCGCCAAUGGUUCAGCGAUUCAAAGUAGUGUUUACCGGGAUGCUUAUAAUAAUAAUUAUGGUGCAUCGAAAGUAAUUGAUGGAAAUACAAAUCAACUUUUUAUUGCGGGAAGCUGUUGUCAUACUGAUAUAGGUUUCUCAUCAGCAUGGUGGAGACUGGAUCUUGGGUAUUCAGCAUACAUACAUAGAGUUGUUAUGUAUUAUAGGGGAGACCAAAGUCCUAGGAUCAAAGGAUAUUAUCUAUACGUAUCGGACUCAUUCAGUGAAAGGAAUCCAAAUUCAGGACAUGAAUGCUAUCACUACCCAAUGAGUGGUCAAUUGCCAAACACAAUACAGAAUAAAACUUGUGACUUGACUGGUAGAUAUGUAGUGUACUACAAUGAAAGGGACGGGACAGAAACGUUCGUAGAUCUUUGUGAAGUAGAAGUCUUUGGUUGUUACUUAGGACGAUAUGGAUCACAGUGCCAGUCUAACUGUUCGCUCAAUUGCAAUGAUGGUACAUGCAGUAUUUGGGGUGGAUCAUGUACAUCUUGUAAAGCAGGCUUCAAGGGGAACCAUUGUGAUCAAGGAUGUGAAGUUGGUACUUAUGGGCCAAACUGUGUGAAUACUUGCAACCACUGUAAAAACAAAGAUUGCAACCAGUUCUGCGGUAGAUGUACACAUGGAUGUUCUGCUGGAUGGAAAGGUUCCAGCUGUCAAAUCCGCUGUAGUGCUGGUACUUUUGGAGAGAAUUGUAGUUUUGUAUGUAACUGUUUGGAUGGAAAUACGUGUGAUGACGUAAAUGGUCAUUGUCCUCAUGAAUUAUGUGAUCCUGGAUGGAAAUCAAACAGUUGUAGUCAAAGCUGUGUUAAAAGAACAUUUGGGAAGAACUGUCUUAAAAAAUGUACCGAUUGCAUAACCGACAAUUGUAACCGUUUCAAUGGAACUUGUGAUCCAUUUGGAAUAUGUAAAUCAGGAUGGCGUGGACAAGGCUGCAAUUUUAAAUGUGACACAGGAUCCUACGGGAUUAACUGUUCUUUAUCCUGCAGCAAUUGCAUAAACGAGUCGUGUGAUCAUCUUGAAGGAAUAUGUCAAACUGUUGGUUCUUGUAAAGCAGGAUAUCGUGGUUCAAAAUGUAACCAAUCAUGUUCCCUUGGACAUUUUGGGUAUAAAUGCGCAAACAAGUGUACUGGAUGUUUGGAUGGAGAUUGUGAACCAUUUUCUGGUAACUGUACUAAAGAUGGAUGUCGUAAUGAUUAUACAGGAUAUAGAUGCCAUCUUCCAGGUAAAAUAAAUAAGAUCCUUGCUUCAGCGGAUGACUUGUAGAAAUAUUUUCACCUACAAGUUAUAAUUUUCUUUGAGAUAAAUCAUCAAUUAUAUAUGUUUUGAAAACUACAUUAAUCACCCGGAGGAAAUUCAUGCAAUUCCACUACAGGCAUGUAUCGUAUCAUCUUGAAAUUUAAAUUUAAUCAAGCAAAUUCACAAUGAAAAAAAAUGUUAUAUUUCUCUGCUGUGAUUAUUCAAGUUCUUAAACAGCAACUUAUCAACCUUUUUUGAGGUACUAAACGAUCUAUCAUUUAUGACGUAAAAAGAUGAAGACCUUUCCUAUAAAUCAUUUUUGCUUGGCUUAAUAAAAGACUAAAAAUGCAUAACAAGACAGGAUUUCUGAAUAAGCUUUUCGAAUAGUUAUGUAAA
Molecule: messenger RNA, 1924 nt
Organism: Mytilus californianus (California mussel)
Lineage: Eukaryota; Metazoa; Mollusca; Bivalvia; Mytilida; Mytilidae
Product: multiple epidermal growth factor-like domains protein 11
Exons: 10
Coding region: 182-1555 (457 amino acids)
Molecular function (GO): scavenger receptor activity
Source: RefSeq, a predicted model, not a curated record